GUAAACCCAAAUGAUGAAGGCUUACAGACAGUUACAGAUGAGAAAAAGCCUUCUUUGCAUCUUUGGUUCUGAUUCUUGUUAAAAAUGAUGACAAGCAAGAGAAAGGUUGAUGGAGAUUCUUGUUAAAAUGUGUUUGAAGUAUUACUGUGUAUUCGAACUCAUCGAACCUCACGGGAGUUUCGUCUCUUUGGUGUCUCAACGGGGAAAGGUUUGAGAAUGUGCAUUGAAUAUGUCUUCAAUGGCUACUCUCGCUGGUGAAGUUUCGGUCUUUGCAGACACUAACUUGGGCACUCGCAUUGCUUUGAAUGUUCCUCAUAAUAUUACUGCAGGAGCAUUCAAAAGAGACUUUGAGAGAGUUCACUUCUUGUGUUUGCCAAAUUCAGGAAAGAUCCAAGUUAAUGGAUUAAUGGUCAAGCGAAAAUUGUGCUUUUACUACCUGCCUGAUUCACUGCCUCUAAAAUAUGUCUUCCAUCGGAUGAGAGGGGCAUGGUUUCUUCAUGUGGAAGCGAUUCAUUUGAAGAAUUUUUGCAUUUCACAUUCACCCAAGUCUGCUCCUACUACUCAUUUUCAGUCUCAGGACUUCAUAAGCUGCAAUGCUGAUAAUGAGGCAAGAGGCAGCGGUGAGGACAAUACUGUUCAGAUUUUAAAGAAAAAGAAGAAGAGAAGGAGAAAAUAUGACAAAAGGCACUUGCAGAAUGCAGCCAGUGCAAUUCCAGAAGGAUGCUCUGGUAAACUUGAAGAAAGAUUUCCAGGU
Neltuma alba is the source of this 754-nucleotide messenger RNA. RefSeq lists its product as uncharacterized. The annotation marks the transcript as partial. The transcript has 3 exons. Lineage: Eukaryota; Viridiplantae; Streptophyta; Magnoliopsida; Fabales; Fabaceae. The record is from RefSeq and is a predicted model, not a curated record.